Molecule: messenger RNA, 972 nt
Organism: Acaulospora morrowiae
Lineage: Eukaryota; Fungi; Glomeromycota; Glomeromycetes; Diversisporales; Acaulosporaceae
Source: the annotation of a GenBank genome assembly
CUUAUAUUAGUGACAUUAAAACGUAAACGUGAAGAAUCACCGGAGAUUUUAACUGAAAUCGUAAAGACUGUACGAGAAGAAAUUGCCCGGCUAAGGCCUGCUAGUCAGAUCCCAGUUUCUAAUCUUUCUGAAACAAGGAUGAAUGAAAUCAUAUAUAGCAUUGGAUUGAAGAUCGUCGAAUUAACAGAUAGAGAAUUUCAAUCGAUUGGUCCCGUGCCAUUCCAACCGUUUAUAUGGAAUCCAGAGAGGGAGGAAUCUCAGCAGAUGCGUAAUGUAGAGACAUGGUUUAGGGAUACGCUAAAUCUACCGAUAGAGUUUCAUGUAAAGGAUAUCCAUACGCAAAAAAAUUAUCAACGAUCCUUCCAAGAAGUGAACGUCGUUUUAACAGGUGGCUCUGAUAUAUCUAUUGGACCAAGUGGGACACCUUGCGUCUGGAUCGAAGUUAAGAAAACGAAAGAGAAUUUUAAUGAAGGUCAAGCUAAAGGACAGUUAUUCUUGCUAGAUAAAUAUUACAUUACAAAUUCAAUGGUUGUCAUGACGGAUUGUAAUGACCAUUGGAUUAUUUUUUUCUUCAUAAAAGAGGAUAAUGAACAAUACUUGGCAAUAUGUAGAAUUAAUAGCUCUGGCGUUGCCCUGGCAAUAAUUAGACAGUUUGUACUAGAAGAAGGAAAAAAGAUUUGUGAUUUGUCAGGAAUGACCUUCGACUACAAUGUAAAUCUACCUCCACUUCUUCAGAAAAAAACGAAAUUUACCGAACACAUAACCGAACAGAUUCCUAGAGCAGAUUAUGAAAACAGGAUGGCUGACUUGGUUGACAAUAUGACUGAGCAGGAAUUAUUUAAUAUGGCGGUUCGCAAGAGGUUAAUUAUGUUAAGAGAUUGUUGCAAAUUAGACGAACAACCACAAGUGGAUCAACUUAUUAGACAGUUCAGUGAUGAUUAUGAAAAUCCAUCACUGAUGAUGUACUCAUAG